AUGUGUAUCUUAACGUCUAUGAUCCGACACCUGUCAACAGUUAACUCUAUUGCUUUGGCCUUGGCAUCUUUCACUCUGGAAUUCAAGGAAGUGUUUGAUAAAGAUAGGUUCAAGGCAGAUGACAAGAUGGGUCAUGCCACUCUCAGCCUUCAACCACUCAUAUCAGUUGCCAGACUAAGGCAUAUAGUGCGUGUCUCCUCUGGCGAGACAACGCUUAGGAAAGUGUUACCGGAUUCAGACAACUGCUUAUCUCGUGAGAGCACAAUCAGUUGCAUAGAUGGAGAGGUGGUGCAGAGCGUGUGGUCGAAGCUGUGCGCUGUUGAAUCGGGUGAGAUUGAGUUGAAGAUCAAGUUGAUUGAUCCUCCUCCUGGAACUAAAGAGUAG
This is a messenger RNA of Eruca vesicaria subsp. sativa (arugula), 384 nucleotides long. Lineage: Eukaryota; Viridiplantae; Streptophyta; Magnoliopsida; Brassicales; Brassicaceae. The record is from the annotation of a GenBank genome assembly.